Messenger RNA from Cajanus cajan (pigeon pea), 4527 nucleotides. Its product is annotated as RING/U-box protein. Gene Ontology annotation, biological process: protein ubiquitination. The record is from RefSeq and is a predicted model, not a curated record. Lineage: Eukaryota; Viridiplantae; Streptophyta; Magnoliopsida; Fabales; Fabaceae. Gene Ontology annotation, molecular function: ubiquitin protein ligase activity.
AUUCAGCUUUUCAACGCGAAAAGUUUCGGAGCAAGAUCGGAUGAAUUGAACCCGGCUUCUACCCAAAUACAAGUUAGAUACCGUGGUUUCUCUUCACCGAUUCCAUUUAUAUAUACUUUUUUUAAAAAUAAAUUUUCAGGCAAAGGAUUAAUUAGUUGGUUAUACUCUCUGCUAGCGCGUGAUUGUUCGCAUCGCAUUCCUUUUCCUCUUCGUUCUUCCAAUUUCCGUGUCUACACCGUAUUGCGCCUUUCACAAGUUGGAUUAUGCUGAGGACUGGUUCCAAAAUCUCGUGACUGUUUCUCUAAUUGACGCAAGUUAUCAGUGAAUUAGUUUUUUUUUGCUACGAAUUAGCUUCUCAAUGGAGGCGGAUUUCUUGACGAAUGAUAUGCUCACACUCUCACAGGAUGCUUUUGAUGCGAACGAUAAUGAUGGUGUAGCUAUUGAAGGGGAAAGAUGUGGAAUAUGUAUGGACGUUGUUAUUGACAGGGGAGUUCUGGAUUGCUGUCAGCACUGGUUCUGCUUUGUAUGCAUUGACAACUGGGCUUCCAUCACUAAUCUUUGCCCACUUUGCCAGAAUGAGUUUCAGUUAAUCACUUGUGUUCCAGUUUAUGAUACCAUUGGAAACAAUAAAGUUGAAGAUGAGUCAUUGUUCAGAGAUGAUGACUGGUCCAUUGAAGAGAAGAAUAACACACUGUCAUUUCCCUCUUACUACAUUGAUGAAAAUGCAGUUAUUUGCUUGGAUGGUGAUGGCUGCAAGGUUCGCAAUGGGUUGGCUACUAUUGAAGGAGAUUCUGAUCUAGAUACAUCAAUAGCUUGCGAUUCAUGUGACAUAUGGUAUCAUGCCUUCUGUGUGGGAUUUGAUACUGAAGGUACAUCGGACAGUACAUGGUUAUGCCCCAGAUGUGUGGUUGAUGAAGUGUCUAAAGGAACAUCCAAUUCAAUAGAGAGGACAACCGUGGAAUUUAAUGCAGAUAAUAGUAACAGUGAAUGCCAUGCGGAGGAUUCCUUUUCAGGAAAAGUGUCUGUGUCUGUUGCUGAUACAGGAGAGACAGCUGUUGUUGUCUCGAUGGUGGACAGGACAAAAUGGGUUCCAGAAACAAGUGAGAAAAGCCCAUUACCUUUUGAAGUUGAUGGGGAUCCAAUGACUGAAUCAUGUAUUUUAAAAUCUGACACAAAUAAUCACCAAAAUGGGGAAGAGAAGACAGAUAUGUUACCGAUCAUGGAGGAAGAACUUGAACUGUCUUUAUCAAACAAUAUAUCCUGUAGCCUAACUUCUAAAUCCUUAGUGGAUAAUGAUAUAAAGAAAAGUGCAAGUCAAGCAAGGAAUGGAGCAAGUGGCUUUGACGGGUCCAAGUUAUUUGAUGAGUCCCAUAAUAAAACUAGUCCAUCCAAAAUUGAAUCUGAUAUGGGUCUUCAUCUUGGUUUAUCAGUGGGCUCUUUUUUAUCUGUUGACAAUGCAGACAAGAAUGAAAAAAAAGAUGAAGCAACUGAUGUCAUUGAUAAUGCAGACCCGAACGAAACAAAAGAUCAAGUAACUCAUGUCCCAGGCUCAAUUUCAGAAGAAUGUAUUUUGAAAGGAGAUGAAAUUGAAGUCAAUGCUCACAAGGACAAUGCCAGAGUGGCUGGUGGAAAGAGAAAGCAUGCUGAUUACAGUAAUGAGCAAGUUCAUAUAAAAACUGGUGAUGGAGAUGCCAUGCCUGAACUUCCAGAUGAAGUUGCACAAAAGAAAAUUAAAGCUUCUGGUAGUCAAAUGAGUAGUACUGAUGACUCAGCUGAUGCUUGUCUUUUAGAAAAGGCUCAGAAAAAUCUUGCUUUUAAACAUUCUCCACCAAAGGCAAUUGUCACAUCGGAUAUAAUGAAUAUAGUUAAAGGGACAAACCGGAGGCUUUCCAAGGGAAUUACUAGCACUAAUGCUUGUGACAAGCUAUCUGAAAACAGAGGAAAUGUGGCUGGGUUGAGGGUUAAAAAGAUCAUGAAAAGAGCUUCUGAUGAUGGAGAAUCAUCCUUGGUAGUUCAAAAUCUAAGGAAGGAAAUUAGAGAAGCUGUCCGUAACAGAUCCUCUAUAAAUUUUGAGGAUAACCAUUUUGAUCCAAAGCUGCUUGAAGCAUUUAGGGUUGCUAUAACAGGGCCUAAAACUGACCUUGUAAACAAGUUAUCCCCUGCAGCUAUAAAGGCAAAGAAAUCAAUGUUGCAGAAAGGAAAAGUUCGUGAAAAUCUAACAAAGAAAAUUUUUGGGACUUCAAAUGGAAGAAGAAAGCGUGCAUGGGAUAGGGAUUGUGAAAUUGAGUUUUGGAAAUAUCGUUGCAUGAGAGCUUCAAAGCCUGAAAAGGUCGAAACUUUAAAAUCAGUUCUUGAUCUACUAAGAAAAGGUUCAGACAGUCCAGAAUCAAAGCAAGCUUCUGAAUGUCAGGCCAAGAAUCCUAUUCUUUCCAGGUUGUAUUUAGCAGAUACAUCUGUGUUCCCACGGAAAGAGGAUGUCAAACCUCUCUCUAUUCUUAAAACCAUUGGUAACUCAGAGAAAACUAAACAAAACCCAUCUGAAAAAGUACCAAAUCUAUCUGUUGGUAAUAAUACUAAUAAAGCAACAGAUGUAAAUAAUCUUUUGUCAAAAGCCAGUGUUUGUUCAUCUGAAAAAAAAGUAGAUAAGAAGAUUGUACAUGGUCCAGUUGGUGACAAUUCAGCUUCUGGUAAAGUGCGUUUAAACAAUCACUCAGAAAGGACAUCAGUUUCUUCAGCUGGUUCGAAAACUAGCACAAAGGAUUCAGGCCUUAAAUCUGGUUGUAUGAAAACUGAUAAAAGGAAAUGGGCCUUGGAGGUUCUUGCGAGGAAAACAGCUGCCACAAGUGGGAACACAUCAAAUGGAAAUCAGGAAGACAAUGCAAUUUUUAAAGGAAAUUAUCCUUUGCUUGCCCAGCUGCCAAUUGAUAUGAGACCAGUAUUGGCACCUUGUCGCCACAAUAAAAUUCCUAUAUCAGUGAGGCAGACCCAGCUUUACCGCCUGACAGAGCGCUUAUUGAGGAACACAAAUCUGGCAGUGAUUCGCAGAACUGCAGAUACAGAAUUAGCUGUUGCAGAUGCAAUUAAUAUUGAAAAAGAUGUUGCUGAUAGAUCAAACAGCAAGCUUGUGUAUUUGAACCUUUGUUCACAAGAGCUCUUGCAUCGCACAAAUAACACAAAAUCCAAUGUAGCCACAGAUACAAGUACACCAGCCUCAUCAGCAAUGCUUACUGAUCAACAAUCGGACCCAAAUACUGAUGAUCUUUCAACUGACCCUGCAGUUGAAACAGCCUUGAAAAAUGCUGGUCUAUUGUCUGAUUCCCCACCUAGCAGUCCACAUGAGAACAGAGAAACAUGUAAUGGUGAUGUGUCAGGGCCCGAUAAUGUAUUUGAACUGGAUUCUCAUCCUGAGCUGGAUAUUUAUGGUGAUUUUGAGUAUGAUUUGGGAGAUGAAGAUUACAUUGGUGCUAGCGUUUCAAGGGUCUCAAAUCCAAAACAAGAGCAAAAUGAGUCAAAAGUGAAACUUGUUUUCUCCACCAUGAACAUGAAAAAGUCAGAUAUCUCUCUGGAUUGGGCAGACUGUGAAGGGUCUGUAAGAAAUGAAGUGCCAGGUGAUGCAUCCUGCUCAUCAAAUUGUCACAAUGAUGCAGUUGAUAAUGAUAGGGCUUCUGCAAUUGAUACGGAGAUGGGCCAGCCUUUUUCUUCUGAGCAACUACCGUGUGAGGGUGCCGUUGAGCCACUUGAUUCAGAAUUUGAAGAAUUAUACGGCCCAGACAAAGAACCACCCAUAAAAAUAUUUCCGGAGGUGGAAUCAAGAUCAUUACAUGGAGACGACAAGACAAAAACUCUAAGCGAGGCCAGUGACUUGCAUAAUGACAACAAUGCAGUAAAUGCUUCGGAACUGGGGAACGAGAAUCUCACAGAAAAGGUUUCUGUUACUACCAACACCAACAAAUCUUCUAAUAUAUCUGAGACUAGUGAAAAUUUCCAAAGAAAGGAUGAGAAAUCUGAUCUCAUUGCUAAGCAAACCGAAUCUGUAAAUCUUGUAACUAAAAAGGUAGAAGCUUACAUCAAGGAGCACAUCAGACCACUGUGCAAGAGUGGUGUAAUCACGGCUGACCAAUACAGGUGGGCUGUUGCAAAAACGACUGAGAAGGUUAUGAAGUAUCAUUCCAAAGCAAAGAAUGCUAGUUUUCUUAUAAAGGAAGGCGAGAAAGUAAAAAAACUUGCGGAGCAGUAUGCUGAAGCAGCUCAACAGAACAGUAAAAAUUGAUGCAUAUGGUAUCAUUUCAUCCUCUACUAUUAUAUGAAGUUAUUGCCCGGUAUCUACCUUUGUUUUCUUUAGGUGCUGUACUUUUAAGAAACUUGCUUCAUUGGGCAUCUGUGGAUGUGUUAGAUUUAGUCUCACCUUAAUAUGUGAGUUGUCUAAUGAGCAUAGGAUGGGGAUUUAGUGCCAUUUUUUUUUAGCGUUUUUGCAAAAUUGAUUUUGAAUUAAAUUGUUUUUACAAAAAUAAUUUUAGUUGAAAUUAA